Esox lucius (northern pike) is the source of this 3639-nucleotide messenger RNA. It is a transcript of the gene kcnh8, whose product is annotated as potassium voltage-gated channel, subfamily H (eag-related), member 8. Gene Ontology annotation, molecular function: voltage-gated potassium channel activity. Bases 53 to 3286 code for a protein of 1077 amino acids. Gene Ontology annotation, cellular component: membrane. The record is from RefSeq and is a predicted model, not a curated record. Lineage: Eukaryota; Metazoa; Chordata; Actinopteri; Esociformes; Esocidae. The transcript has 16 exons. Gene Ontology annotation, biological process: regulation of membrane potential; potassium ion transmembrane transport.
CACACCUUCCCCUCCGUAACUUUAAUGGGGACUUGGACAACACUGAGGGAAAAUGCCUGUGAUGAAAGGAUUACUUGCGCCGCAGAACACGUUUCUGGACACUAUAGCCACACGUUUUGACGGCACACACAGCAACUUCAUCCUGGCCAAUGCCCAAGUGUCCCAAGGCUUUCCCAUCGUCUACUGUUCCGAUGGCUUCUGUGAGCUCACCGGCUUUUCCCGGGCCGAAGUCAUGCAGAAGAGCUGUGCCUGUAAGUUCCUGUACGGGCCAGAGAGCAGCGAGACCAUCAUUCUCAGCAUUGACAAUGCACUGGAGGAACGCAAGGAGUUUAAGGAUGAGAUCAAAUUCUACAGAAAGACAGCUUCAGUGUUCUGGUGCCUUCUGGAAAUUGUCCCCAUUAAGAAUGAGAAGGGAGACGUGGUCCUCUUUCUGGCUUCAUUUAAAGACAUCACUGACACCAAGGCCAAGACCGCCCCAGAGGACAAGAGGGAAGAGCGUCGACGUGGGAGGUUGAAGACCGGCUCUCCCUUAAGGUCAACUCGCCUGCGGAGCAGUACUGUCCUCUACCACAUCUCUGGUCACAUCCACAACAAAGACAAAAGGAAGAAGAAGAGCAACAUAAAACUCAACAAGAAUGUCUUUGGGGACCCACCAGCUUUGCCUGAGUACAAAGUGGCGGAUGCCAAAAAGUCCAAGUUUAUCCUGCUUCACUUCAGUACAUUCAAGGCGGGCUGGGAUUGGCUGAUCCUGCUGGCUACCUUUUACGUUGCCGUGACGGUGCCAUACAAUGUCUGCUUCAUUGGAGACGACGACCUGACCAGAAGCACAACAGUCAGCGACAUCGCUGUGGAGAUACUCUUUAUUAUAGAUAUUGUGUUCAGUUUCCGUACCACAUAUGUGAGUAAGUCUGGUCAGGUGAUCUUCGAUGCACGGUUGAUCUGCAUACACUAUAUGACCACAUGGUUUAUCAUCGACCUGGUUGCUGCACUGCCCUUUGACCUCCUCUACGCAUUCAAAGUCAGUGUGGUGUCAGUCGUCCACCUGCUGAAGACCGUGCGUCUGCUGCGUCUGCUGCGACUCCUCCAGAAGAUGGACCGGUACUCCCAGCACAGUACUGUGGUCCUGACCCUGCUCAUGUCCAUGUUUGCCCUGCUGGCCCACUGGAUGGCCUGCAUCUGGUACGUCAUUGGCAAGAAGGAGAUGGAGGCUAACGCCUACUCCUGGGACAUCGGCUGGCUUCAUGAGUUGGGCAAGCGGCUGGAGUCUCCAUAUGAUGCUCUGGGAGGUGUAAAUGGGACGGGACUGAGCGGGCCGUCUUUGAGGAGUGUCUACAUCGCCUCUCUCUACUUCACCCUGUCCAGCCUCACCAGUGUGGGCUUUGGCAACGUGUCAGCCAACACGGACGCUGAGAAGAUCUUCUCCAUCUGUACCAUGCUCAUUGGAGCCCUGAUGCAUGCCCUCGUGUUCGGCAAUGUGACGGCCAUCAUCCAGCGGAUGUACUCGCGCUGGUCCCAGUACCACACGCGCACCAAGGACCUGAAGGAUUUCAUCCGGGUCCACCACCUGCCCCAGGGCCUCAAACAGCGCAUGCUGGAGUACUUCCAGACCACGUGGUCCGUCAACAACGGCAUUGACGCCAAUGAGCUGUUGAAGGACUUCCCAGAUGAGCUGCGUUCUGACAUCACCAUGCACCUGAACAAGGAGAUCCUGGAGCUGUCGCUUUUUGCCUCUGCCAGUAGGGGGUGCCUGCGAUCCCUGUCUCUGCAUAUCAAGACCACGUUCUGUGCCCCCGGGGAGUACCUGCUUCGCCAGGGGGACGCCCUGCAGGCCAUCUUCUUUGUUUGCUCCGGGUCCAUGGAGGUUCUGAAGGAUGGGAUGGUGUUGGCUAUACUGGGUAAGGGCGACCUGAUUGGCGCGAACAUGUCUGUAGAUGACCGGGUGAUAAAGACCAAUGCGGACGUGAAGGCCCUAACCUAUUGUGACCUGCAGUGUAUUAACCUGUCCGGCCUGUAUGAAGUCCUGGACCUCUACCCAGAGUACUCCAGCCGCUUCGUCCAGGACAUACAGAUGGACCUUACAUACAACCUGAGGGAGGGACAUGAGUGCCACGUUAUAUCCAGAAUGUCCUCCAAACCGUUUGACAAACAGACAGAGGGAAGAGGCAAUGGACAGGUUAUCCAGUGCUGCCCAUCCAUAAUUGAGAGCCAGGGGCUGGACGAAGAAGAGGAAGAGGAAGGUGAGCUGGAGUCUUUGUCUCCGGAAUCGGAGCGGAACAGCAUCCUGUACCCCAGUGAGGUGUUGUCUUCUGGUAGGUGUCCACCGGGUGGAGUCGGCAUGGAGAGAGAGUUUCAAAGCAGCAAAAAAGUUAUACAUCAAACCAGUGGGAAACCCAGGAAGAAGAUCAAGAUCCAGCAGACAUCUCUCACCACCCUAGACCCCUCCAACCUCAGCCCCAGGAUUGUGGACGGCACAGAGGACUGUGAAGAUACAGAGACGUCUCCACUGUUUUCCUUCUCACCCAGUCGAGGGUGUCCAGUCAGCACCCCGGGCAGCAUCCCAGCCACAGAUACAGAUUUGAUCCAGAUCAGCAGGGCAGAGUUAACAGCUAAAACUGAGGAGACCAGAGAAAAACUACAACACCUUGACAAAGAGGUGAGUUCUCUGGGAAAGGAGGUGUCAGAGAUGGGCCGACUCAUGAGGAAUAUGGCUCACCUGAUGGAGUCCCUCAUAUCCGGACACCACCCCCAGACCCUGUAUUCUGCACACCGCGUACCCGACCACCCAGCCUGCCUUUCCCAGCCGAUGCCCUCGCCCCACCAGUCCGCCCACCCUCAGACCGGACCUCUCUGGGCCGACAUGUCCCUCACCACCCCUUCAACUCGCACUCCUCCGCCGCACGUUAGCCUGGCCCAGCGGCAUCCUGGGACUUUAUUCCACGUGGACCCUGCCGUCGCCACCGGUACACUCAGACCCCAAGACCAUCACCCGGUCUACCCCUCCUGCCGCGGGCCGGACACUUCCCCCGUCUCCUCCCCCUGCCCUUCCUCCUGCUGCCCUGCGGACGUGUCCACGAUGCCCCCGCCGCCCCCCUCGCCCCUCAUCUCGCCCGGGACGCCCCCCCACCAGGGAGGAGGGGGACACCCCGGGUCUACCAGGUUACGGGCACACAGUUUGGAGACCCCCCCACAGCGGCUGCAUGACGUUGGGGGGACCAUAGAAGUACCCCUAUAUAUCUCUGGGAGCCUGCCCCGCACAGGACGGAGCAACCAGCACAUGGAUCUGUAGCGGAAUGAAGUGGGCUCUCACUUAGAGACUGGACUAAAGACAUACAGGAAUACUGAACUAAAGGGGUUCUGGACUUUGACAUGGUCUCUAUAUCAGGGGUAUACACUUAUGAUGAUAUCCUUGCAUUUUUUCUAUCUCCGUUUCUAAGGCACGUUUUUUUCUUUUUAAAUAGCAUGACAAAAAGCAGAGGGGCAGUAAGUGUCCUAGAGGUAACGACACGUUGUUUAGACGUUAGCAGACGUUCCUGUAGUGUUGUAGAGGGGUAUAGAAGCAUAAAGGCUGCUGUGACUUUGUCUUUAAGUCUCUGGAGAAGACCCUGGGGGUCUGGAGGAGAGGAGAACAGCAGGGCUACA